AUGGACCCUUCGCAAGCAGCGUCGAGCAAUGUAACAGUUGAAUACACGGAUCCCUCGGGCCUGUUUCCGCUUAUCCAACCUGUGAUCGAAGCAAAGCUUCCCCUCAAGAAUCUCCAUUGGAAAUCACCAACCCGCCCGGUGCGGUCGAUCGAGUCGCUCCGCAUCGGUUUCACACCUGCACAAGAACCAGACGAACGGAAGGUUUCAAACGAUGCUGCCUCCGGCGCAGUCGCUCACCGUCGGCAUCAGAUCCCUGGCCUACGCCAGACUCCAUACCUGAAAGUCUACCUCCUUCGAUGCGACGAUAACGAGACCUACAAAUCGACAGCACGGAAGAACCUCCGUGAUUGGAUUAAGGCCAACUCGUGUUCGCAGAGCUCGCAAAGCUCGCAGCCUGCCACAACUAGCCAGGAAAAACACGAUGCUUCCGAGUGGCUCAUUCUGCACGUGGUACCUGACAGUGACAGCGCAGAGAGGUCGCCCGCACCUACUUCGAAAUGGGGUCGCGGGUCAACAACGGUGCUGGAAAAGGUGAAGGCUGACUUCAACGGGUCGUCCAAGACCGCCGUGGAUCAUGUGGCCCAGUUGCGACUUCCAAAGUCAGGGACCAAGUCCCCUGAGCUGGCGGAGCAAUUGGAAGACUUGAUCGAUAAGAUGAAGAACGGAAUCCUAGCAUCUUUUGAUCUACGUGUAGCGCAAUACGAGGAGGAUAUCAAGGAAAAAGACUCCCAGCGCAGUCUGCCUGGGUGGAACUUCUGUACGUUCUUCAUCCUCAAGGAAGGUCUUGCACGAGGCUUCGAGAACGUAGGCCUGUUUGAAGAUGCGCUAGCUGGCUACGACGAGCUAGCUGUUGGAUUGGACGCAGCCAUUCGAGAUCAACUUGAUGGAAGUGGCGACCAACAUGGAGGUGCGCUGCUGAUCACCAGCAAGACUUGGGCUGAGAUGGCCAAGAAGGCUUUGGGUGGCAGUGGUUUCGAUGAUACCAGCGAUGCUGCUUUGUUUUCAGAGCUUCAACCAGAAGAUUUUCCAUUCAACUCUAACAAGAUGUCAUAUCGUGAGAUGAUCCUGGCCAGUGACAUCUCCAUCUUCGACUUCCGCACAUACAUCUUCUCCCGUCAAUUGAUGUUAUUGCUUCGAGCUGCAAGAGCCCCAUCAAUAGUUGGAGGUGAACCUUCGACGGAUGCGAAGGGGACGAAGUCGAGCAAGAAACCCGAGGAUCUCAUGUUGUUGUCCGAAAUCUGCGGAAGGGCAACGGAAACCAUCGGCCUAGCCGCCCGUACCCUGCGUUAUGAUCUUCAGUGCAGUCUAACAGAUGUGACCAACGAUGAGAAGACAGAUGUCAUCAACAACAUGGUCUCAACGUGGGCAUUUGCAGCUGCAUUCCAAAUUUUGAGCCAAACCUCUACUCCCACGCUCAUGCUCCCCGAAUCCUCUCUCCAUGCGGUAGCAGAAACAAGCGAGGCAUCUGCUGCUACCAAGACAGAUACCAAGCCCGCUGAUGUUCCUCGGCGCACCAGCUCGUUAAUCUCUAAUCCUCGUGCCAGUCGACCAGUGACCCAGGAUAUCUCCGAUAGUGUGGGCUUGCUUCAACGACGCUCAACGAUGGAUCACCCUAAACCUGUGCCAAUUCCGACGCAGAAGACCGGCUCUGAACAAUUGGCGUCUGGACGGGCCGAACUCCUCCUUCUUGCUCGACGGUCCUUGGAAGAAAUCGCUCAAAGGCGUGGCUGGGCUGAAAAGUGGGACGAUCUUGGUCUGCUCUUUGAUGAUCGACAUCGCACCGGAGCAAGUGGCAUGGCGGAAAUCUCAUUGGAAGCCGAUGAUACCAAAAACUCACAACUUGAUUCCAAGAGCAAGCAAUCUUCCCUUGUGGGUAUUGACCUUGCUGGUCUCAAGGUCGCACUAGAGUCCAAGGAGGCAUUCCUUUUCCUCUAUGAAGAUCUCACAGAUCGUUUGAUUCGCCAUCAUAUGGCAGCCAACCGUGUCAACUCUGCCGAGCAGGCUCUUGCUGAAAUUGCCAUUCUACGCUACCGGCAGAAAAAAUAUGAGACCGCUGCUUCUUAUUUCCACCGAAUGGCACCAUUCUACGGGACCCGGAAUUGGGUCAUCCUGGAAGGAAGCAUGUUAGAAUUGCAUGCGCGUUGCUUGAAGGAGCUCCAGCGCAACGAAGAUUACGUUCGCAUGAUGAUACGUUUGCUUUCGAAGUUUGCUACAUAUGCGCAGGCGCAAUUGUCAAUCAGACAGAAAGCCGUGGCUAGUUCCAUUCCUUCUACAGAGCAAGAGAUUCUGGAUGUACAUGUUAGCGAUUUGUUCACAGCGUCUGGUGCUCUUCAGAAAGAAGUCCCAGCUUCUUUGUCAGACUUCUUCGCUGAUCUUAAUGUCAAUCCUGCUAUACGAUUGUAUGACAGCCAGGAUGGCUUCCAGGUGGAACUGUCCCUACGGUUCCUCCUGGGCCAGCAAAUUGAGAUUGACAACCUCAAGCUUCGGUUGGUUGGUGCAAACACCUCUCAAAACUCCGAGCAUUGGAUCGAGACGGGAGAUAAGUUUGUGGUCAAGUCAUCAUCAACCAAAAUCUUGAUUGAUUCUUCGACCACACUUCAAGGCAAAUAUUUUGUUGACCGCAUUGAAAUGAGAGCAGGGAAUCUUGUCUUCAACUUCAACAGCGGGCAGGACUCGUCACUUCCAGUCGGUUUCAGGGAAACAGAGGAUACCGAUGAAGUAGAUGCACGGCCCUACAUAUACUGCUACCCUCCGGCGGAUGGCCUACAGGCGAAGAUUGUAUCGCCCCAUCUAAUUGACUUACAAGCCAUGCGAACGCUGGAGCUUGAAAUUGACAGUGGGCGCAACGAAAUUAAGAGCGGUACGAUCCGCGUCAGGCCAGCAACUGCAGGUCUACGCCUUCGCCUCGCAGAAACCAAGGUCGUGGAUGGACAGCUCGAGAUUGAUGCCAAUCACGAAUCUGGUGUCAUUGAGUUCACUCAUCUAGCGGCUCGGUCGUUUGUGCGGUUGCGGAUACCCUACACUGUGGAGGAGGCAUUUGCGACUUUAUCGGCCCGAGCAGAAAUCGGGUAUGAGACCGAGAACGGAAAAUUCGCUUCAUCGGCGCCCUCAAGUGUCAUGGCGGCGCUCCCGAUAUCGGUAAAUGUGCAGGACAUCUUCAAGGAUGAACUGCUCUUCUCGCGUUUCACGAUCAGCCCUGCUAUGCUGAUUCCACUCCGUAUCACACACUGCAGCCUUCCCGGCUCUGGUACAUACGACGUACAAUCCAACAUCACUGGCCCUGUUGCCCUGGAUGUCUUCCCGAAACAACCUGCGUCCUUGCUCUACAAAAUUCGUCCGACUGAAAACAAUACAACCGAAGCAACUCCACGGAGUCUACGGUUGAGUGUCGACUUCACCUGUGUGGAUGACGAAUGUCUCGAUGCAGUCGAGAAGCAGUUCGGUGCCUCCGUCGACUCCAGCCCCUUCCGCCAAUAUGCAGCCUUACUCACAUCGCACCUUGUCAGUAGCUUCCGUGCGCAGCUGUCCACAAAUGACAUGGAGGCUAUCGGAUUAAUCCGGGAAGUCAACAUGCUACCUUAUCAAAGCGUCCGUUGGGACGAUUUGCUGGGUGCCUUGGAAGAACCAUCCGAGCAUGUGCAAAAGUGGCUCCAGGAGUGGCACAAGAAUAACCCCGUCGUUCAACUUCCCACCCAGCCCACCAUCCCAUCCCGCCGCAUCAUCAUCCCGGUGGAUGUGCCCGAAAUCCAAGUCGUGCACACCGCCGAGCUGCAGCUCCAACCCAACACGGAAUCGACCCACGCUGCUGUAGGCCAAAUAAUAACCGCCGAGCUGUGUCUCCGCCACACCCGCCGCUGGUGCUCCCCUGCAACCCGCGAAAACGGCGACCAGCCGCUGGAAUGCUCGUAUGAAAUUCACGCCAACCCCGACUUAUGGCAAAUCGGUGGUAGGCGACGGGGUAACUUCCUCGCGAAGGAUGGUGAAGUGACUCGCUUCACCGUGCUUCUUCUGCCCCAGAAGCCUGGCCAUCUACUGCUCCCAGGCCUGGAGAUCCGCACGUUCUUCCCGUCGACACCUCAGCUCCCGGCCGAUCCCCCUACUGCCCCGCCCCGUCGAUCCAUCCCCUGUGAAGUUGACUACCGGAACCACAGCGAAACGGUCCUUGUUCUCCCUGACCUGCGGAAGACUACCGUUACGCUGAGUGCUUCUGGUGGUCAUGCUGGCGGGGGUUCGUGGUUGAUUGAUUCGGAGCGGAGGGUAGAGGAAGUUCGUUGA
Messenger RNA from Penicillium salamii, 4275 nucleotides. The record is from the annotation of a GenBank genome assembly. NCBI's taxonomy places the organism in Eukaryota, Fungi, Ascomycota, Eurotiomycetes, Eurotiales, Aspergillaceae.